AUGAACGCGCCCAACGGCGCCAUUCCGGUGCCAUCUGGCCUCCCGACACCCUCGCCAGACGACCUCGAACUCGAUCCAGAGGUCGAGGAGCUGUGGUCGUCGCGCGCUCUCCUCCUCGUCCUCCUCCUCCUCAUCCUGUCGUUCUGGGUCUCGUACUACCUCAAGGUCAGGCGGAUCCGCAGCAUCCAUGAGACCAUCAUCGCCAUGUUCAGCGGCAUGCUCGUCGGAGCCAUUGUGCGCAUCGCUCCGGGCCACGUCGUGCGCGACAUGAUCGCGUUCAAGCCGACCAUCCUCCUCAACGUCCUCCUGCCGCCCAUCAUCCUCAACAGCGGCUACCAGCUCAAGCAGGACAACUUUUUCCGCAACUUUGCCGUCAUCCUCUCGUUUGCCUUUGCCGGCACCUUCAUCUCGGCCGUCGCGCUCGGCGUCAUCGUCUACCUGUACUCGCUCCUCGGCCUCGAGAGCCUGUCGCUCACCAUCGUCGAGUGCCUCCUGUUCGGCUCGACCCUGUCGGCCACCGACCCGGUCACGAUCCUCGCCAUCUUCAACGCGCUCCACGUCGACCCAAAGCUGUACAGCGUCAUCUUUGGCGAGUCGAUCCUCAACGACGCCGUCGCAAUCGUCAUGUUCGAGACCCUGUCGCAGUUCCACGGCGAACAGAUCUACCUCUCGUCGUUCUUCCACGGCGUCGGCAUCUUCCUCCUCACCUUCUGCAUCUCGAUGGCGCUCGGCGUCGUCUUUGGCCUCGCGUGCAGCCUCAUGCUCAAGCACUCGGAGCUCGGACGGUACACCGAGAUCGAGGCGUGCCUCGUGCUCCUCAUCGCCUACACGAGCUACUUCUUCUCGAACGCGUUGACCAUGAGCGGCAUCGUCUCGCUCCUGUUCUGCGGCAUCACGCUCAAGCACUAUGCGUACCACAACAUGUCGCACCGGACACAGCGCACGACGCGCUACGUUUUUGGGUCGCUGUCGUCGCUCAGCGAGAACUUCAUCUUCAUCUACCUCGGCCUGAGCCUGUUCACCCAGAGCCAGCUCGUGUACAAGCCCAUGUUCAUCAUCGUCACCUGCAUCGCCGCCUGCCUCGCGCGGUACUGCGCCGUGUUCCCGAUCGCCAAGCUCAUCAACAUCGUCUUCCGGGCGCGCAACGCUCGCCUCCCCGGCAGCUCGCGCGGCGAGGAACUCCCGCACUCGUACCGCAUGAUGCUCUUCUGGGCCGGGCUCCGAGGCGCCGUCGGCGUCGCGCUCGCGGCCGGCAUGAAGGGCGAGCACGCCGCCGCCCUGCGCACGACCGUCCUCGCGACCGUCGUCUUUACCGUCGUCGCGUUUGGCGGCACGAUCGGCCGCAUGGUCGAGAUCCUCGGGAUCAAGACGGGCGUCAUCGAGGACGACGACGACGAGUCGGACGACGAGCAGGCCGGCGGUGGGCCCUUCCCGCUCGGCGGCGGUGCCGGCGGCCCGGCCACGUCGCACCACUUUGCGUCGCAGCAAUUUGCGCCGUCGUCGACCGUGCGCCCCUCGUACGAGCUCGAGUCGCCGUACAAGGACCCGCACUACGCCCAGCAGCAGCAGCAGCAGCGUCCGUCGUCGCGUCUCGGCGCACGGCCCUUGUCGUCGCGCGAGCAGCCGCGCGCGUCCGACCUGUCGCCCUCGUCCGACGACGAGUCGGACCCGGACGUGCUCCCGAGCGCCGGCGGCGGCGGGUCGGGCGUCGCAGGGGACCUCGGGAGCGCAGCGGCGGCGGCGGCGGGCGGGCUCGGCCAGGUGUGGUCGGCGCUCGACGAGCAGUACCUCCUGCCCGUGUUCAGCAACACGACGGCGAACCGGACGCACGCCGCGCGGCAGAAGAUGCGCGCCUCGGCGGCGGGCAGGCGAGGUGCGGCGCAGUCGCACGGCGGGUUUGACGGCGACGACGAGGACGACAGCGCGAGGAGCCCGUACGGCAUGGGCCGGAACCCUUCUUUCGGCGUGCGUCCUCUUCUCCCUCUCUCUCUCUCUCUUCCCUCUGCCUCGUCAUGA
Rhodotorula graminis WP1 is the source of this 2016-nucleotide messenger RNA. RefSeq lists its product as uncharacterized. Gene Ontology annotation, biological process: vacuolar acidification; proton transmembrane transport; sodium ion transport. The transcript has 9 exons. Gene Ontology annotation, cellular component: early endosome; late endosome; fungal-type vacuole membrane. The record is from RefSeq and is a predicted model, not a curated record. Lineage: Eukaryota; Fungi; Basidiomycota; Microbotryomycetes; Sporidiobolales; Sporidiobolaceae. Gene Ontology annotation, molecular function: sodium:proton antiporter activity. The coding region runs from base 1 to 2016 and encodes 671 amino acids.